UUGGAAUUCGAUGCACAGAAACGAGCACGGAAGAUGAAGGGCUCUUGCCCGUUCUUUUGUGGAGGACCGAUGCAGAAAAAAGUGUUCAUUGAGAUGUUUUCUUAGAGGGACCGUCACGCAUUCGUUGUUUUCACGGUGUCGUGACCCUUGGAAACUAAAAGGAAUUCCUCUUUCUGAAGUUUCCAGGUGCGUCUCUUUCUUAGGCUUCGAGAAAACGAGACGGACGAGCCGCCCAAGCCGACGCUUACACGAGAAACCUGACACUUCUCCACAUCACACAUUUUCAGCGGAUCGAAACACGAGAAAACUACUCGACUAAAGUCUCUGCUUCCACCUGCGUUUGUUCCUUGUUCUCGUUCGGUCGCGCGGUGUUUCACAAUUUAUGUUGCUGUCUCCUCUCUGUCGAGGGAGCUGCUAAGGCAUCGUCGUGCUGGGGAAUACAGGCGAUAAGCAGUGAGCCUAUUUGUUUCCAGCUUCUCUACGUUGAGGAAAUUGUUUUUCUGUCGUCGAGAACCGAUUCGGCCGCGGCGGGAAACAAAUGCACGUUCCCGUCUCUUCUCAUUUGUCCCUGGGAGUUGCGCGUUUGUCUUUCUUGGCGGCGGCUUCUUUGUAAGGACGGAGUAUAGGCGAACUUCUGAAUACCACAUCAGCGUUCGACUGCUCUUUUUCUCGAAAGCGCUCGGUUCUGCGGGAACCGGACACCCUCAAGAACGCGUUUGUAUGGCCCUUCGUUUGAAGCAACUCGUAGUUUACCCCCGACGUUGUUUGCGCAGGUGGACUGACCACAGGAAGGCGUUUCCUUCCCCUGUUUUUCUUCUGUCGAAAAGCGCGUCUCUCUCUCUGCCUGCGUUUCGGCACCGACAGAGGCGACAACGCUUUUACUCGGCCACUCUGGGUCGUGCUCCUUCACAAACAUGCCUCUGCUGAGGUGGCUUUCCAGCCACUCUCCUCUCCCUUCCUCGCGAACGGGUUCUUCGCUCACACUCAGCCACGCCUGGUGAAACGCGGACGCGAGCGCUCCUCCGUGGACACCGCGAAUUAGAGACAUCUCUUCAUUGCUGUUUGCACGCUCCCUUGCAAUUCCGAUGGCCUCCCUGCCGCCUCCAGAGGAGGCCUUUCCGCGGCGCUCCUUCACCGCUGCCGCUGCCGCCCCUCCCCCUAUGUCGCCAACGAUCUCGUCAGUCGCCGCGCCGUCUGAGCUGUUAGCUUCUUCUGUCUCGACCUUCUCUCCGGCCGACUCCACGGACUUCGCCUGCCCCCAACUGCGUGCGGAGCUGGACCAGGCGCCUGCUCCACGUCCGCCGGCGGCCAAGAACUCGGCUGUGGUUGCCGCAGUGCAGCGGCAGCAGCAGCAGGAGCAAGAAGACUUUGCAGCAGAAGCUGCAGCUGAGGCAGGCAAGUCCCCGCAGCAGUUUCUUAUGCUUCGAAUCAAAGAGACUCUGCAUGCGCCACACCCGCGCCUAGAGGUUCUGUGCGGCUGCGCAGCUGACCUGGGGCACCUCCUCUUCUCCGCGUCUCCACCCCACUACCGAGAGGGGGGUCUACCGCUCAUCGCUGGCGUUGCCCUCACUCAGAACCGACACACCGCUCUGCUCCGAAAACUCCAAGAACAGCAGGCGCAAGAAGCCGCAGCUGCCUUCGCUGCGAGUCUCGACGCGUCCUCGACGGCGCCCGAGGCUCCACCGGCGAGCGGAGCAGGCACGGACGCGGUCGCGGCGCAGCUAGCAGAGGCGGAGGAGACGGGGGGCCUCGUCUCUGCGACGGGGCUCAUCGGAGGGUCGCUUGUCGGUCAGUGCUUCGCGCUCCUGAUGGAAAUGUUUGCGUGCACCUCGCAUCCGGUCGUGAGAUCCGCCACCUUUCUGCAGCUGUGGCGCAAUCGGCACUUCUUCCCCUACCUCCUUCUGCCCUCACAAGCCGCGGCCGCAGAGUCUGUCCGACGGCACGUCCUCGCUCUGCUUCAGCAGCCGCACAUCGAAAGCCGCACGCGGGUCAUGACGCUCGCGCUCGUCGCCCACGGGGCUGCGCCUCUCAUCGCCCAAGACGCGCCCACCGUCGAGACAAUUCUCAACACACUGGCAGGCUUGUGGGGUGCGCAUGCGGUCUGCGGAUCCACCGGAGACAGUGUGGCGGUCGAGGAGACAGCGGUCGGAGGGCAGAAAGCUGCAACGAAGGGCGCUGUGGAGAUUCGGAGAGGCGGGGGCAGAGGGCCUUCUCGAGACGCGCCUGUGGCGACCUCGAGACAGACACACUUGACGUCUUUCCCGGAACACACAGAUCUAGACCCCUCGCUGGUGGCUGCGAGCGCGCCAGACACCGCUGCGGCCGCACUCCAGACCCUGGGGGCUCUUCUGCCUUUUCUAAGUGGAGACGCAACAAUCCGAAUUCUAGAGAGGGUGUGCGCCUACGUUUGGGGGAUUCAGAGGAUAAAGACACGAGAGGAGGGGCUCGACGCCUGGCUGCACGCGCACCGGCCUGAAGGCGCUGAACUCGCUCUGAGUCAACAGGCAGAGAGAACAAAGAGCGACGACACAGAUGGCAAGGGAGAAGAAAGGAGAGACAGCGAGAAGUCGACAGAAGCGCAAAGACAAGCGGUCGUUGCUGCAGAUGCCGACAAGAUCCUUUUGGCGGGCCUCGGGAGCUUCAGAGAACGGACUGCGGACCUCCCGGCCUGCCUCCAGAGAGCGAGCAGCUUGGCAGCCCUUCUGGCAAGGACAUCGCCGCUGCAGCCUGACAUUGCUGUGUGGGCGCUGCGGUUUCUCUGGCGCCUCGUCGACCGCCUACGGGAAGCUGUCCUCUCUCCGCUGUCGACAGUCGGUCGUCUCGGGGCGAAGCCACCCCCGCAGGGUGUCUGCACUCCUGACGGGUCUUCGGUGGGUUCCUUCGACUCAGAGUUUUGCGGAAAGCAUGUUGGCGUCUAUUCAAAGGCUGAGCGCGGGGCGCCUAGCGCGCCAGGCACGUUGGCAAGUUCGUUGAGUCCAGUCGUCCUGCAGGCUCUCAAGGAUACUGCAUGCGCUUGCCUGGAGGCUGCAAAUUUCCUUACGCUCAACCAUGGUGACCUUCUCGUACCUCUGCAGCUUCACGGCUUAAAAUGCAUUCUGGAGAGCUGCUGCUGCGCAGGCGCUUGGAUUCCGGACUCUCGCGGCAGCACGUGUGGCGACUUGAAUCCGUCAACAAUGCAAGGCCCUGUCUCCAGAACGUUCCUGGCGACCUCUGCGCUCCGGUGUCUCCUCGACCUCGUGCAUGCAGGCCUGGUGCGUGCCUGCCCUCCCCUCGGCUUUUUUUCAGGUCGUCGCGAGUCUCCUCAGCUGUUCGCGGACUUCCGUCUCGACGCUGCCGGUCUGGAUGACGCGGGAUUCAGAAACAGACUCGCGUCAGAUGCCUCUCAGCAUCAGAAAAGGUCUUCGCGCUCUCUCGCGUCUGCGCUGCAUGCGACCCGUGACAGCCGAUCGGGUCCAAGUGACAAACGUCCCGACUGGACCGGUCGAGGGCCACCAGACGCCUCCAGCUUCCUUCGCGAGUCAGAGGAAGAACGAAAGCGAAGUCGCGAACUCCGGCACCGAGACCUCUGGGUCUGGCUGCGUAUCGCAGCUCUUGAGGGCGCCCCGGCUGUCUGCGUCUUCCUCGCGCUUCUGAGUGCGCUCGUCGGCUGGUGUGUGCCCAACGCAGACAUGACAGGGAGUUCGUUUCGAUUAUUUAAAAAGGAAAAACCGUGUGGCUGUCGCCUCCUCGGACAGCGGGGAUGUUGUGGAGACUCUAAGUCACUUGCAGCAGGUGGGGAAUCCUCUAAGACGCUUCUUCAGACGAAAACGGAAGACUCGCUGCGUCAUGCAGCGGACGCGCAAGGACACACAGUCCACGCGGUCGCGGAAAGCACCACAGAAGGUGAAACCAAGAAACCGAGGCCUGCAGGAACAGGAUCGAAACUCCACCGUGUAAUGUGCACAAGCGGGGAGCCCGGGUGCGGCGCAGCCGACAGCGGAAGAGUAGAGAGAGAGGCCGGCGGCGAUGUCGCGGGGGCCUUGGCGGAAGGUGGAAGAGAGAAGGCGAGUGGCGCCGCGUCCAGAGAGGAAGCAGAUCUUGGAAAGAAGGUCGAGAAGAAGCGAGGUAGAGAAGAAGGAGAUGAAUGCAGUGAGCAAGUCAAACGAACAGCUUUAGCAACAAAAACAAGGACCGGGAGCGUCACCUCGAAAGGGCCUUCGGAAGACCCGUCGGCAAAGAUCGGCGGAGAUCGGAGUGUAGGUGCGCCUCUCUCCUGGCUUUCUGCUGCGAGUGUGAACGACGGCGAGAAAGGGGAAGGCGGAAACCAUGUGCAGACUUUCUGCUCAAGUGUUUCGCUUCUCCAAGCUGCCCAGAAGGCCGUCGGCGCGGGACCGAAUGUGAGUGGAACUCGGCUUCUAGAGGAUCUACGCGAACUGGCUGCGGCACGCAGCACAGGGGCUUCUCCGUGCGUUGUCUCUCAUGCCUGUGACGCGCAUGCAGUGGGAGGCAGUGCGGGGGUUCGCGAGUUUGGAGAGACGAAACCCACGGUAGAACCGGAAGAAGCCACCGCUGCAAAGACAGCCUCGGCAGCGGUGACGUCCCCGAAGAAGCUGGAGACGCGCGGUGACUCGACGAAGAGGGGGCGUUCGCAUGCAAAGAAGGCAGACACAAGCAGCGACGAAGAAGGCGAGGAAAAAGAGGAGGGCGAACUCAGCGAUGACGAACCGGUGCAGAACAGCUCCGACUCGAAGGGCGCCGUCAUUCAGACUCGCGGACAGACGCAGCUCUCGAGCUCAGGAGUAUCACCGCCACGCUCCGCAUCAGAGAGCACGGUUUUACAUCGCAGAACCACUUCAAAUGGAGUUGCCGAGAAUCCUUCUUUCAGGUCGGCAGAAGCCGUCAGAGACGGCAAACUCGCGGGCUCGGCUGCGGCAAAAGAGACGAAACAUCAGAGCUGGAUAGAUGAACUGAAGAAGAACGCAGGGGCUGCUCGACAGCGACAGGUUCCGGAGAACGGACGUAAAACAAGCUCAGACAAUCGUACGAAUACGAACGCAAAUGGAAGAAGGGCAACUGUGACAGAGAACUUUCAGUCUUUCACGGGUUCUUCUUCCGACAGCUCCUCGCUCGAAGAAAGCGGAGACGAGAGCGAAUGGAUCUCUCAGGCUCUCCCUCUCCGAUCGUUUGCCCGCUGCGACGCAUGCUCGCCCAGACGCGCUGUCGGAACAGAAGAACGCGGGGAGAAAAGCCGAGGUUUUGGAGGCGGCGAAGUGGUUCUUCGCCGCGUGGAGAGGACAGAAAGGAAAGCUGUCGCGACGAACAGGAGCUUGCGGACUCGCAGUUCGCGGACACCGCUUCUCGACCGAGCAAGGGGAAGUUUGCCGCUGUCGGGACAGCGAGACGGGCCGGAUGUACGCCGGGGCCCCGGAGGUCUCUGCGGAAUGACGGCGAGAGAAGUGGAGGAGGCGGAGGCGCACGUCUCCAGCCGAGGAGAUCUAAAGAGAACUUUGGAGCUUCUUCUUCACCUCGGAGGAAAGGCCUCACAGUCUCCGAAAAACAUCCGUCUCCUCGCUCUCCUGGUGGCCCUGCAAGUUGUCUCCUGGCUGGUCGCGCCUCUGCCGCUGAGUGCGCUUCGACUCAUGGCAGCCAAACAACAGAGCCGCGACGCGACGUCGGGCGCGACGGGGAAGCUCAAAAAGACUGGAAAGGCGGACCUCCAAGGAACAGAAGUGGAGAAGCACACUCUCUUGGGAGGCGACAAAGCGGUGGAGAGGUCGACAAAUGCGUCCAGUGCCUCUGCGAGGACUGACGUGCCUGAUCGGGAGGACGCGGCGCUCCUGACAGCCGCGACAGAAGAGCAGACAUCCACUCGAAUCCUCGUUUUUCGGACUCUCAAGGCCUUCGCUGAGCAGCUCACAGACGACGAAGACACCCACCAGCCCAUCGUCAGCGCAUGGACGGGCCGCUGCCUGUUGUCCCUCCGCAUGCACUGGCCUGCCCUGCUUCCACUUGCGGCGGAGCUCCUAUGUCGUUUCUCUCUCUCCUUGCCACCAAAACGUUCGACGCUGUCCGCGUCCCCCACAGCGUUAGCGUGCUUGCUCUGUGCACAUGCAAGUCAAGGGAACUCGCCUGGACUUCAGAAAGACUCCUUCGCACCAAGCGAGCCCCGCCGCGUUGCCCCUGCGUCCGCGAAUGCCACUACGCCUGCACUUUCUUCCCCUUCUGAGCCCCCACGAUCGACCGUAAGCGUCACCGUCUUCCUCGAUCGAGAGGAGAUCCAGCCGGGGAGUCUGAAAUUUCUUUUUCAGCCGGCGCUUCAAGGGUCCCGUCCUGGAAUUCCACUCAGACAUGCACUGCACGUUCUGUCGGCGAGACGCGGAAACUCCAACUCCCCGCCACGCACGAACACCCCAGGUGUCUGUACACCUGACCAGGCGGCGCCAGAUUCUGAGGUUUUUAUCCGGUCGUGGAACUCGCAUUUCGCGUGGAUGAACGCGUACAGAGCUGGGCUGUCGACCUUUCUCGAAGACGCGGGCAACAUGCACGGUCUCUCGGGGAUCUGCUCCUCUUCUUCGUCAAAACGCGGAGGAAACGUAGCUCACUUUGAAGGCCAGGAGAGACCGUGGCUGUUGAAUGUCCCUGCCGACGCAGGGGCACCGGCGUCUGGUCGACUCCAGACUUCUACCCCCUCUGCAUGCGCCGCUUCGCCGCAUGCAAGUGGCGGUUCCGUUUCGCCUCGCUUCGAGUUCCACGCCGAUGCGACUGGCUUCUUCUCGCGUAAAAGUCUCUAUAAAACAGCAGUGUAUGCGGGCGUUGCCGGGUUUCCCGCAGUUGCCGCUCGCUGCCUGAGUGCAUGCGCGGCAGCUGCCGUGACACCCGAAACCUUCGCGUGGCUGACGGCUUUGGCUGCGACUCUCCGUGCCGAGGCGGCGCUCGCUAGGAACGCAGGAAACAGGAUCUUUUCUGAGGGUUUUACAGGCGCAUCGCGGCCCGUCCUCCUGGGGCAGACGGACGUGGAGACUGCGCUUGCAGCGAGUCCUCACGUGUCUGCAGAGCCGGCUGUCGAGAACUUGUCUGGCUUCAGGGAAGGGGGAAAUGAAAGCGAAGAGCAACUCAGCGCAUGCAGUAUGCACGCGUUACCUGGCGGGACAGUGAGUGGGGACGCUUGCGCAGGAGGACUCGCGCACGCGCCACCAGCGUCUUUUGAUUCUCCAAAAGAAAGGCAGCAGACCAAAUGCGGAGUAAGAAACGCAGCUGGACGCUCGGACGCGUUUGCGGAAGCAGUCGCGCAAGCCAGGGAGGCCGUGCGCGAGGCUGAGAGGCACUGGACUUUGGCACCUGAAAGUCUUGAGACCCUGCGGAGGCGCGAGGAACACUUUUUAGGCGAAGGAAGGAGCAGCUCUUGUGGAAAACCUCAUCCGCUGCUCUACGCUUUCACCAAGGGGCGUUCUGCUCUCGUCACUGCGUUGCUUUCCUUCUUGGCUUUUUGUGGAGACGUUGCUCAUGGAAAGACUGUUUCAAGACGGGCUCCGUUGUCUCCCUCGUCGACUGGCGCAUGCAGAAGCGAAGAAACUCCGAAAACUGCCGCGAGCGAGCAAAGUGCGCGGGCGACCUCGAGAGCGAAGUCGUUUCCAGGAAGAGAGAUGACGGCAGAGGCAUCCGAAGAGCAUGCGGAGUCGCUGCAUCCAGGUGGCUGCGCACGCGCUCCACUCCCUGCGCAUGCAGAAUGCGAACAAGAGAUUUUUAAGGAGACUUUGGAUCUCUUAGAGAACUUAAGGAACCAGUUCGGGAGCCUCGAAGUACAAUUCCGCUUUUUCAGCGCACAGCCCCUCCGCCUCUGCUCCACUUCCCGACGGCUGUUAAGCAUUCAAACUUCUCUUUGUCGAACGUUUUUCCUCUUGGCAACUUUCCUCAUGAUUCGCCUUCUGAAGUCGCACGUGUUGUCGCUCCUCUCUUCUCAAGGCUUCUUCUCGGGGUGUCUGUACACCCACAGAUCCCCCACAGAAAGAGCACGUUCCUGUCGCGAUUCUUGUUCAGAAACUGGGCAGAGCCCCUUGAGUUUUUUGGCACACGAAGCCUUCUCGAGCUUCUCUCAAGUCAUCGGUUUUCACUCCGAACAUGUCGCCUCAAAGCCUAAUCCUUCGUCCUCUACAUUUGGACCUUCUUGCUCUAAGUCUAAUUCUGCUCGCUCUAAAUCUGAGCCUUUCUCUUCUGAGUCCAAACCUUUCUCGUCGGAGUGUGAACCUUCUUGCCUUGAUGGUUCAGAUGUCGGCUCUUUCUCGCAGAAGGCAGCCGCUUCGGGCGCGGGGCCUGCGUCGGCUUAUAGACGGAGAACCCUGCGGUUCCCCUUGCUCGGCGCGUGUUUCUUUUCGGAGGCACGAAGCCCCGCGAGUCCCGAAGUCCUCGAAGCGGCGCUGCGUGCAGCGCAGGUGGCGUCGCAGCUUAGCGACAGCCUCCCGUGUCCCUUGGAGCUAAGAGGGGAAGAGGAAAUUCUCGAUUUUCUUCCUCUCUGGGUCCAAGCGAGUGCUUCCCCGUUGUGGGAUGAGGCUGGGCCUACCAGUUGUUGGGCGUCAGUGGACGACUGCCGAAAGGGGGGCACUGAGGGAGUGCGAACGCGCGGGAGAGAACGGGAGCUUUUUCAUCUUACUCAGAGACCCCGGCGGGGCUGUUAUCGCCGAUCUCUCGCUCGGCUCGCGGCAAUGAAGCGGAGCCUCUUGCAACGAGAAGUCGGACAGGAGUCUCCGGAUUCGGAGACACCUCUCUCCUCCCUCGUCUCUCUCGAGGCCAUGGCCGGCGCGGCGGCGUCUCGGUCCUCUCUUCGUGUCUCCUCUCGCGCGUCAGAAGGCGACGAAAGACGACAGACAGAGGAGGGAAGAGAUAUGAAAGAUCGAGGUCCAAAGACAUCUCUCCUAGGCGUAGAAGACGGACAGCAGUCACUUCCACAAAUCGAGUGCCCAACCUCCCUGCAAACCCCAACAGCUGAGACCGAGAACACAGGUUCUUCUUCUCUUUCUUCUUCUUCGUCUUCUUCUUCUUCGUCUUCUCCCUGUUCUUCUUCUUCGUGGUCACCAGAGUGCACGUGUUACGUGAGGCCUUUUUUCUUCCUCGAUCGGGUCUCGCCGCUUCUGCGGAUCUCAGCAGCUCCUCUUGUGCGUGACGCAAACGCAGGGCAUCUUGAUGAUCAACGUUUAAGGACUUUCUCUUCCGAAUUCGGAGUUUCCUCUGAACUUUCUCUCAAGUCGAACCCGACACCUUCAGGACGAGGAGCUCAGGACAGCGACGCGUGCGACGGAGUCGCGUCCCCAGGGCUCCUGGAGGGCGCUGUGUCGGAGGACGAGGCGGUGGAAGGCGCAGACGGAGAGCCUGGCGAAGAGCGGGACUUCUCCGAGCCGCGUGCGCCGUUGCAUGCGUCGACGGACCCGUAUGCGCCAGUGCAGACGGUGAAGAAGGAGGUGACAGAGGAAGGCGUUUCGUCGACAGAGGCCAACGAGCAGGUGGAGAGCGCCAGAGAUUUGGAGGUGGAGGACGCGGGGUUUGUCAAAUGUGAGGAAGGCAGAAGAUGGAUCAGCAGUGAAACUACUGCGUGCCUCACGGCGGAAGUGGAGCUUGAGCAAGAAGUCUCGAUGGAUUGUUCGUCAAGUGGGAGCAAGAGUUUCAGCGCCUCAAGAACGGCAGACAGAAGAAAGUGUUUUGCUCCAGUCGCUGAGAAUCUCCAAAUGACCGCAUCGUUCACAGAGCAAGAGAGGGAAGCGGGGCCACAGGACUCAGGAGGUCGCUUCGACCCUGGUGACGAGACACGCAGUCCGCUGUUCUUCUGCUGGAAUGAAGACGCAGACGGAGAAGGAUCGUCUCCACUUUUACGCAGAGCGUUUCCCCGAGACCUGCUUCGCCAAGCUGCCGCCUUGAUCGAGCAGUGUAUUUACACUCCGUUUCCUCUCCCGCCGCGGGUCUUCAACCCAAAGUGUCUCCCCUGGGUCGCCGUCCGAGCAGUUCUGAGCGGAGAGGAAGAGGCAGCCCGCGGCCGGUGCGUCUUCCCAGUUGUGAUGUUCACAGGCGAGUUGCGUGAUGCUGAGGCGCAAACCCUGGCUGCUUGGGCGUUUGUGAGGCUUCGCAUUUCGCUCGCGAUCGGUGUCGGCUUUUUUCAGCAGGCGGCGUUACACGGCGCCUUGCAUGGAAGGGACAAGGAUCAAGAGGUGAUUGCCGUCGAGGAUGUUCCUGUCGCGCAGCCUAUCCCUGGGUCCGCAGACGCCUUCUGUAAUGUGGAGGGCGACAGCCAGGGGCCGGGUCCGUACGCAGGUGGUCUUCGCCACUUUUCUCACACUUGCUUUUUGGACGCAACGAUGCAGACACUGCCUUGUUUGCUUGUAGAGGCGAUUCCGCUAGACGCAAAUCGCGGGGUUAUUGGAGAUAAAAGUUCUACUUUUAUUCAAGUCACUGAGGCUCAGAAAGCCAUGCCACUGUAACGCCGCGAAGGCGUUUUUUCAGUUACCGCACCGUCAAAACAAAUCCAAAAACUCGUUAGAGGGCGUGAAUGAUUUCUGGCAGCAUAUUAUGUGGUGUCAAAAGUAAUUCCAUCAAAAGCCGGCGGUUUUCUAUGGCAAGAGGGUGCGCCGCUGCUGAGCCACUUCGCCCUUGAGGAAAGAAGCGCUCUACGGUUUAGGCUUGCUUCUUUACGAAAGGUUUCAUCUUGAGCGUGUUCCCUGCACAAGCGAAGGCAGAAGCGUUCAAUUGGUUGCGGCUGAGACCGUAAGUCAUUUAACCCGGAAAAUGCGAGCAUACCCGUAGCGGGAUGCAUGUGACCAUGUCGACGACGGAUCCCGGGAGUGACGCCACGAGAUUCAUCGGUGGACUGCGUUUGGUAAGAAUUCCUUUGACAUUUGUUUUUCCGUAUAAUAGAAAGCUGCCGCGUAUAUGCUGAGGAAACAACGCUGUUUGUUGACAAACGGAGUGUGACACCACGAGAUUCACGACGGAAAACGAGACAGCGCCUAAAGUGAAAGGAGAAGAUUCUCAGCUGAGAUUCCCCCUUCAUCUAUGCUUCGGGUUUUUUGUAUUCUGCAAAGUGUACAAGGCUUCGUCAGUUUGUCGCGGCUCUCCGUGGGAGAAAACCACAACGGAGUCUUUCCCGCGCUUUCUGUGUCUGUGUCGCUGUAUUUGAAGGAGAAUAGAGUUUCCCAGGCACUUGAUUUACCGUAAAGCCACGAGUUGGCGCGCGGAG
Molecule: messenger RNA, 11197 nt
Organism: Toxoplasma gondii ME49
Lineage: Eukaryota; Apicomplexa; Conoidasida; Eucoccidiorida; Sarcocystidae
Exons: 9
Coding region: 1086-10442 (3118 amino acids)
Source: RefSeq, a predicted model, not a curated record